This is a messenger RNA of Drechmeria coniospora, 3387 nucleotides long. RefSeq names its product RhoGAP domain-containing protein. The coding region runs from base 1 to 3387 and encodes 1128 amino acids. Gene Ontology annotation, cellular component: cytoplasm. The transcript has 5 exons. Gene Ontology annotation, biological process: signal transduction; regulation of GTPase activity. NCBI's taxonomy places the organism in Eukaryota, Fungi, Ascomycota, Sordariomycetes, Hypocreales, Ophiocordycipitaceae. The record is from RefSeq and is a predicted model, not a curated record.
AUGUCUUCCCCUGCAAGGGAUGCGGAGAAGUUUGUGCCCUUCACGUUCGCUGCACCGGGUGCACUGGCUGACAUGUCUGUCGCCCAGAUUCUGGAGGAAGGCAAGGCUUUCGAAUUAGCGGGCAACCGAUGGCACCUCGACUGCUUCCGCUGCAACAGCUGCAGCACCCUCCUCGACUCCGAUGCCAACCUGCUCCUCCUCGGCGAUGGCUCGCUCAUCUGCAACAACUGCACCUACAGCUGCAGUGCCUGCGGUAACAAGAUUGAAGACCUCGCCAUUCUCACGGGCGACCAGGCCUUCUGUGCCACCUGCUUCCGGUGCCGAAACUGCAAACGAAAGAUCGAGAACCUGCGAUACGCAAGAACCUCGCAAGGCAUCUUCUGCAUGGGAUGUCACGAGACUCUGAUGGCCAGGCGCAGGAAGAAAUCCAAAGCGUCGAGCACAUCCAAAUCCCGCGAAAAAGAACACUCGCCCAUGUCGGCGGACAAGAUGACGGACAAGUCCCUCCCCGCCUUGCCUCCCACCGCCUCGGCGAGCAACAUCCCCCCCCACGCCGAUUCCGAUGCCCAAGCGCCCCACGCUCAUCACAGACACAAUGGCUCGUCCUCCAGGGGCAGCUCACGUCCUGCUCCCUCGCCCGAGCGCGACCCCAUCCGUGCCGAUUCCUUGAGCCUGCCCGCCAGCACCUACCGGAAGAACCGCAACUCGGGCAUGUUUGCCAUCGCCGACGCCGGCACGGGAGACGCAUCCGAGACUUUCUUCAUACCCGUCGCGCUCGAUCCCAGCCCUGGCUCCCACGGAACGCCGAGGUCCACGACGGAGAGUACGGGUCCGAGGGAUUAUUUCAGCGUCUCCAAAUCGGGUGCCUCCUCCGAUAAGCAGCGGAGCGACUCGCAUGCCUCGACGCCGCACAUCGCUUUCCAGGACAAGGGCCGCCAGCUGUCCAUCGACCCCGAGGCCUCCCAAGCCAAGUCGCCGCACCUCCGCAAGGUGUCCAAGGCGUUCGAGCAGGAUCCGAGCAAGGCGUCUCCUGACGCAUCCAAGCUUCAUCAUGAUACCCCCAACGCCAAGAGAGAUCUUGUGUCGCGAAGCAACAGCUCUCACUCCUUCUCCGUGCCGCCAGACGCCACGCCUGUCAGGGCUUCCAACGGCGCUCUUCGAAAAGAUCAACCACCCAACUUGUCGGACCUGCGGAGGGCGACCGAAAAUACGCCGCUGCCACGUGCGUCGCAAGAUUCGAGAUGGCAAGAAGACGACGAUACGGCCGCUUCGCACGAUGCCGGCUCCAAACCCCCCAUGCGCUCGGACACAACCAAGUCGAUUCCGCGAAAGGAGCUCCCUUCUAGCGCCGCCACCCGAAGCAUAAAAGAAGCGACGAGCAGCACCUCGCUGCAGGCCCCCGCGUCCGAGAAGAAGGAUAGCCCGGUGGAGGGUCAGCGCCGCCCACGGGUGAUUCCAGCACCUAUCGACAGCAGCCGUGGCGUGGACGACAUCAGCCCCAAGGACACGUCCCCACCCCAGAAGCACUCUCCGAAGCUGCCUAGGUGGAGCAACGGAGGUGAAUUCAGUAUGGAUGAGGACAUGGCUAGGAUCCUCGGCACCGAUGAAGAUUCAUCCUCCAUCAUGCGGCGAGUCUCCAACGCCGUUCGCCACGGUCGCACGGCCAGCAUCGAUUCAAGCUACGGCACCCAGCGGGUUGGGCAUACCCGAAGCAUCAGCGAGUCGACUCGUGGAAUGGCCUCCCCUAGGUGGCCCAAGACGCCCCUGGUGGAGGAUCCCAGCGGCCACCCCGGCAUCAGCAGCCCUGUCUCGCUCUCGUCCGUCGACGACCCCGGGGUGCUCAAGCGACAGCUUCGGAACUCGGAGCUACGCGUUGCCGAGCUGGAGCGGCAGUUCAACACGGAAAAGGACCUGAAGAAUCUCAACAAGAGGCUCAUCGAGAAGCGCAAGACCGUGUCCGUUCUGGACACCCAAACCGAGGUUAUGAUUCGACAGCUCGAGGUCCUAGCCGGGUACGUCGAGCGCGCAAAGGAGACAAAGACGCCGGUUGAUCCGCGUGAGUUGGAAGACUCUGCCGUGAAAGAGUUUGUUCAAAAACUCGACAAAGUGAAGAUGGCCAUGGCGGCAUCCAUUGAGCAGCUCCACGAAGAGCGGGACCAGUUGGUGGAAGAGAAGAACCUGGCCGUCGCCCACAGAGACAGGGCCCUCAUGGAGUUUGAGCAGCUGUCGUCCAAGAAUGCGCAGCUUGCCGACAUGAACAACGACCUCACCCAUCAGAUCCAGGAGCGAUUCAGGUCUCAAAUAAGCGUCGACACCAAGGCUCACAACGGACUCGGCAUUUACCCCCAAACCAAGGGGGGUGCCGGAUCGUCGCUGAACCUCGAUUCCGCCAGCGUGGCGACAACCGGUGCCACCACCUUGGUUCCCGACGAGGAGCCGAUUGUCGAAUCUGGCCCGACCGUUGUCCAUGUCCGCAAGGGCCAGGUCAAGAAGUUCAACUGGAAGAAGGGUUCCAAGACGAUGGCGCAGAAUGUCGCCAAGGGGGUCAACAGAGCCGUCGUUGCCUUCCAGCAGAAUGAUCGGGAACGAAUGCACCACCCGGUCGGCGACAACAUUGGCCUGCCCUACAACAUGACCGUUUCGCAAGUGGAAGCCCCCGUCACGACGGUGCCGAACACGCAAGGGAAACAGCACCCGGAUGGGCGGCAGCCGUUUGGCUUCUUUGGGAAGAAGAAUUCCAUGCCAAAGUCGAUCUCGGCCAACGCCGUAAUGGCCCCUGCUGUCGCCGAACCCCCCUCAACGCUAUUCGGAUCCGAGCUUGUUGAGAGGACUGAAUACGAGCGUCGGCAGAUUCCAACCGUCGUCUCGCGUUGCAUCGAGGAGGUCGAGCUCAGAGGCAUGGAUCAGGAGGGCAUCUACCGGAAGACCGGCGGCAACUCGCAGGUCAACAUGAUCAAGGAUGGCUUCGACAAGGACGACAACUUCGACAUUUCCGACCCUGAUAUGGACAUUACCGCUGUUACCAGUGUUCUGAAACAAUAUUUCCGCAAGUUGCCAACCCCCCUGCUCACCUUUGACGUGUAUGAGAAGGUUUUGGAGUCCAACGCUGUGUCCGAUGAUACGGAGAGGUGCGAUCAUUUACGAAAGUCUUUUUCGUUGAUGCCCCAGCCACAUAGGGACUGCCUGGAGUUCCUGAUGUUCCACCUUGCACGUGUUGCGAAGCGAGAGCCCGAAAAUCUGAUGUCCCCGAAAAAUCUGGCUGUCGUCUUCGCGCCUACCAUCAUGCGCGACUUCAGUAUUGAACGAGAAAUGACCGACAUGCACGCCAAGAACAUUGCCAUGCAGUUUGUUAUCGAGAAUAGCCACAGGAUUUUCGACGAUGCAUGA